AUGUUCGCUUCGACGUCACAAAGAAAUGAUGAUGGUUUGCGGGCGUCUUACAAUAUCUCGUUACUUAUAGCAAAAUCCGGAAAACCGCAUACUAUCGGAGAGAAAAUAAUUUUGCCAGCCGUUGAAGAGGUUUUAAAAACUGUUUUACACAAACCUGCAUCUGAUAUCAUAAAAAGAAUUCCCUUAAGCAACAAUACUGUUGAAAGAGGUAUUGAUGAAAUGAGUUCUGACAUUGAAAGCUUCUUAUGUAAUUAUUUGCAAACGAACCAUUUCUCUAUACAACUGGACGACAUUAUUAUUGGCAUAUAUGUUCGUUUUAUUAUGAAUCAAGAAAUCUACGAAGAACUGCUCUUCGCAAGAACUUUGAUAACCGACACUAAAGGUGAAUCAAUAUUUCAUGUUUUGAAGGAUUACUUCAAUGAAAAAGCAAUUCCUUUAUCAAAUAUAAUAUCAGUAACUACAGAUGGAGCACCUGCCAUUGUUGGACGUUAUCGUGGAUUUAUAAGCUAUUUAAAACAAAAUGUGUCAGGGGUGUUAGCAAUACAUUGCGUCAUCCAUCGACAACAUGAAUCACUUCAUUUAGUCGUUGAUGCAGUAAACCGAAUCCGAAGCAACGCGUUGAAUAUGCGGUUAUUUGCGUAG
Messenger RNA from Acanthoscelides obtectus, 642 nucleotides. Lineage: Eukaryota; Metazoa; Arthropoda; Insecta; Coleoptera; Chrysomelidae. The record is from the annotation of a GenBank genome assembly.